UGCUGGGAUAAAAUGGUUAUCAACAACUCUCUCCCAAAGACUAUAACUGCAACUGAUUCCGGUGACUAUGAUGACGAUGGGAAAGCGAAAAGGACUGGAACUUUAUGGAGUGGCGUGGCUCAUAUCAUUACUGCUGUUAUUGGUUCUGGUGUUCUAUCUCUUGCAUGGAGCACUUCUCAAUUAGGAUGGAUUGGAGGGCCGUUUGCAUUGUUUUGUUUUGCAAUUAUCACGUAUAUUUCUUCAUGCCUCCUUUCUGAUUGUUAUAGAACUCCUGAUCCUGUCACUGGAAAAAGAAACUACUCAUACAUUGCUGCUGUUACAACUAAUCUUGGUGAGAAAAGGGCAUGGAUGGCUGGUUUAAUUCAAUAUUUGUCCUUGUAUGGAACUGGUUGUGCUUAUGUACUUACCACUGCAAAUAGUCUUAGAGCUAUUCUGAAAGCAAAAUGUUACCACCAAGAAGGGCAUCAAGCUCCUUGUAUUUACGGGGGUAAUAUGUAUAUGGUGGUGUUUGGACUUGUUCAGAUUGUAAUGUCAUGCAUCCCGGAUCUCCACAACAUGGUGUGGGUUUCAGUUGUUGCAGCAAUUAUGUCCUUUGCAUACUCAUUCAUUGGACUAGGACUUGGCAUAGCAAAAGUCAUAGAAAAUGGAAGAAUUAUGGGGAGCAUAACAGGAAUACCAGCUUCCAACAUUCCUAACAAGUUAUGGUUAGUCUUCCAAGCACUUGCUGAUAUUGCCUUUGCCUAUCCAUACUCAAUGGUCCUUCUUGAGAUACAGGAUACUCUAGAGUCCCCUCCACCAGAAAAUCAAACCAUGAAGAAGGCCUCUAUGCUUGCAAUCUUUAUUACAACAUUCUUCUACCUAUGCUGUGGAUGCUUUGGAUAUGCAGCUUUUGGAAAUGAUUCACCAGGAAACCUCUUGACAGGGUUUGGGUUUUAUGAGCCUUUUUGGCUUGUUGCCUUUGCUAAUGCUUGCAUUAUAAUUCAUUUGGUGGGAGGAUAUCAGAUUUACAGCCAACCAAUAUAUAGUGCUGCUGAUAGAUGGUGUUCAAGAAAAUUCCCAAACAAUGGCUUUGUGAAUAACUUCUACAAAGUGAAGCUACCUUUGCUACCUGGUUUUCAGCUAAAUCUUUGGAGGUUCUGUUUUAGAACAGCCUACGUGAUUUCAACAACUGGAGUUGCAAUUUUGUUUCCUUACUUCAACCAAGUUCUUGGAGGGUUAGGAGCCGUAAACUUCUGGCCAUUGUCUAUACAUUUCCCAGUAGAGAUGUACUUUGUUCAGAAGAAAAUUGCACCUUGGAGUAGCAAAUGGAUUGUUCUAAGAACAUUCAGCUUUGCUUGUUUUCUUGUAACACUAAUGGGAUUGGUGGGAUCGAUAGAAGGAAUCAUACGUGCGAAAAUUAGCUGAAUGGUUUAUGCCAUUCCCUUGAACAAUGCUUACUAUGUUAGAGUUUCUAGAUUGGUUACAUGAUCUUUUGUAUAAUUCAGUUUAAGGUAGACACAUGUAGGUUUGGAAUCACAUUAAAAAUAUUAUAAACAUGAAUUCAACGCAGAAGU
Abrus precatorius (Indian licorice) is the source of this 1553-nucleotide messenger RNA. Its product is annotated as probable amino acid permease 7. NCBI's taxonomy places the organism in Eukaryota, Viridiplantae, Streptophyta, Magnoliopsida, Fabales, Fabaceae. The coding region runs from base 13 to 1404 and encodes 463 amino acids. Gene Ontology annotation, cellular component: plasma membrane. The record is from RefSeq and is a predicted model, not a curated record. The transcript has 7 exons.